This is a messenger RNA of Salarias fasciatus (jewelled blenny), 1631 nucleotides long. It is a transcript of the gene tubd1, whose product is annotated as tubulin, delta 1. The transcript has 8 exons. Bases 48 to 1382 code for a protein of 444 amino acids. Gene Ontology annotation, molecular function: structural constituent of cytoskeleton; GTP binding. Gene Ontology annotation, cellular component: microtubule. Gene Ontology annotation, biological process: microtubule-based process. Lineage: Eukaryota; Metazoa; Chordata; Actinopteri; Blenniiformes; Blenniidae. The record is from RefSeq and is a predicted model, not a curated record.
UUCACAGCUGUAUCUCACGCACACCCGCAGUCCGAGAGAGAGAGAGCAUGUCGGUGGUGACAGUGCAGCUCGGGCAGUGCGGGAACCAGGUGGGUCAGGAGCUCUUUGACGUGCUGAGCAGCGACGCUCAGCCGGGGCCGCGGAGAGCCGCGUACCCCGCCGCCUGCAGGGAGCGCUUCUUUCGUCACACCGCGCACGGAGAGCUGGUUGCCAGGGCGGUGCUGAUCGACAUGGAGCCCAAAGUGAUCAACCAGAGUGUGGCCAAGGCAGCGAAGGGCGGCCGGUGGCGGUACGGAGACUCCGCCCACUUCAGCCAGAAGCAGGGGUCAGGAAACAACUGGGCCAAUGGGUACUGUGUCCACGGGCCUCGGCACGGAGAGGUGGUGGAGGAGCUGGUGAGGCAGGAGGUGGAGCGCUGCGACCGGCUGGCUGGGCUCAUGCCCAUGAUGAGUGUGGCGGGGGGAACGGGCUCGGGGCUGGGCACCUACGUUACCCAGCGUCUCCGGGACGCCUACCCAACAUCCUUCAUCCUCAACCACCUCACCUGGCCGUAUGGAGCCGGGGAGGUGAUCGUCCAGAACUACAACUCCGUGCUGACGCUGGCUCGUCUCUACCAGCUCUCGGACGCCAUGCUGGUGCACGAGAACGACGUGGUGCACCGGGUCUGCAGCCAGCUGCUCAACAUCAAACACAUCUCGUUCGGCGACGUCAACAGGGUCAUCGCUCACCAGCUGGGCAGCGUCCUGCAGCCGGCGCUCAGCGCCGACUCCCACGGAGUCUACAGCAGAAAUCCUCUGGGAGAGCUGCUGAGCGCCCUGGCCUGCCACCCGGAGUACAAGCUGCUCAGCGUGUGUACGAUCCCCCAGAUGGCCAGCUCCUCCAUUGCGUACAGCACCUUCAGCUGGCCGGCGCUUCUCAAACACCUGAGGCAGAUGCUGGUCUCCAACACCAAGAUGGAGGAAGGUAUCGACUGGCAGGUGCGUCCGCCUCCGGCAUCUGAGCGGACCAGGGGUCUCACAGGCAGCGGCUUCAACACGUCUCUGGCGAACCUGCUCAUCCUGAGAGGCAAAGACGUCUACAGUGCAGACGCAGGCGGUUUUGAGGACCCUUCUCUCUACACCGCCUGGCUUCCCCCAGGAGACGCUUUCAGCUUGUGGAAAUCCCCCGUCCCCUUCAAUAAAUAUGAGAAAUCUGCCACGCUGGUCAGUAACAGCCAGGCUCUGCUCAGACCUCUGGACAGCAUGGUGGCUAAAGCAUGGAACAUGUUUGCUUCCAGGGCGUACAUCCAUCAGUAUAUAAAAUAUGGCAUCUCAGAAGAGGACUUCUUAGACAGCUUCACCUCCCUGGAGCAGGUCGUCUCCAGCUACAGUCAUCUGUGUUAGCAGAGGGAAAACCCACCGGGCGGCUGGAACACAGACAGCAGCGAAGCACAGCUGUGGAAAAACAAGACUGAAGCCUGAAUGGACCUCUGAAAUACUGGGAAAAAUGUGAAUGAAAGAAAGGAUUUGGAAAUGUCUUCAGUGUGACGUCUAUACAGGAAGAGAGGACGAGCAGGAGGAAAAGCUGUGGAUGGUUUUUCCAGCAUACUCUUUUGAUGUUGAUAUUUGAAAAGAAAUUGUGAUGAAACUGUU